Cylas formicarius (sweet potato weevil) is the source of this 2371-nucleotide messenger RNA. Its product is annotated as hepatoma-derived growth factor-related protein 2-like. The coding region runs from base 156 to 695 and encodes 179 amino acids. Lineage: Eukaryota; Metazoa; Arthropoda; Insecta; Coleoptera; Brentidae. The transcript has 2 exons. The record is from RefSeq and is a predicted model, not a curated record.
ACCUAUAAUGGGAGGAUUUUACGAAGAAGAAUUGCAAAAAACGGCCAAUCCUGACGUCUAUCUCGUUGAAAAGGUUCUGCGCAGGCGCGGUAAAAAAGUUUUGGUACGCUGGUUGGGAUUGGACAAGUCGCACGAUUCGUGGAUUGACGACGCGAAUGUAUUAUAAGUCUCAGUGUCGAUGUAACAGUUGUGUCGGGGCGCGCAUCAUGGAGCAGCAGCAAAUAUCGCUCCCCCCCGAAGAGUUGUACGAAUUUUUAACGAGCUACGACAUACAUUAUACGCCGCCGCCGCCGCCACCACCACCACCGGAAGUGCAACAACAACAACAAGUAAGAAAACCGUCAAAACGGCGUCGUAGUACGACGACGCCCCCAAAGCCUCACAAAAAAAAAAGAAAAAGGGAAGAAACGGUUCAGCAGCAGCAGCAGCAUACCGGCUCAUCCUCCUCCUCCUCCGGUUGGUUCGAUACGUUUAUCGACGACGAAGAAAGAAGGGUGGUAUGCGAAGCGUUCCAGUUGAAAAUGGUUUUAGAGUCGCAGCUGGUGCGAAACGAGGACCGGAUCAAAGAGACUGAAACUAAAAUUGCCCUGCUGCAGAGCGAGUUACAAGUGGCGCGCCUUCACUCCGACGAAUGCAGAAAAAAACUUAAACAUUUUGCAAAUUUAGCGUCCUCUCUGCCCGCAUCAAUCCCAUAGUUUUUUUUUAUUUUAAAAAUAUUGUCGAUGUUGAUGUAAAUAAAAAAAAAAAAAUCUUUAGUGUUUUUUUAUUUAGACACACACACACACACACACACUCCUCCAAACAACAACAACAAGUGAAAAAAAAGUUACAUAUACAUUUUACAUUAGAAUAAAAAAAACCAACAUAAGCCUAAUUUUUUUACAAAUAUUUUUUAUUAUUAGGUCGCAAUGAAUAUGUUAAAAACAAAAUCAAUUAUCGUCAUUAAAUUAUUAUGUAUUCUGGUAAAAGACUAACAUAAGCUUAAUUUUUACAAAUAUUUUUAUUAUUAUUAGGUCGCAAUGAAUAUGUUAAAACAAAUCAAUUAUCGCCAUUAAAUUAUUAUAUAUUCUGGUGUGAGCUUCGCUUCGAAUCUCGACCGUUGAUCGCGGUAUGAAUGUAAAUUGCAGCGCGAUUGUGUGCGAUGGCGUACCGCCGCCGUCGCGUUUGACGACUGGAUGAUAUCAUCGCCCGCCGGUGUGCGGCAGCGGAUGCAUGACAUCAUCGCUUUGCGAAAUGUUUAAACGAAACCUUGGCGGGUGAGAUCAUCGCGUCGCCUGCCUUCGCAACGAGACUUUCAUAUUAGUCCGCUGUCGGAAUUCAGUAUAUAAAAGGUUUCGAUUGUUUGUCACAUCAUUUAAAUACCGCUUGAGUUGUGUGUGUGAUCAAGUCGCUUAAUUGAUCAAACGAUCCGUGUUAUCUCAGUGUUAGCCGCCCCCACCGCACCCAUCCCAAACCAACGCCAAAAUGGACUUAAAAUCAUUAAAUGAAAAAAUUGCAGCGAAUAAAGAGAAUCAAAAACCAAUAGUUAAGUUGGGGCAGUUAGACGUUGGUCGACCAUACAAGAUAGACAAGGCCAGAAUAGUAAAGACCCAGUUUGGGGAGGCGGUUCUAUUGGAGUUAGAAUUAUCGGUGGUGUUCCUGCCGAACCGGGUGACGGACAGCUUCCGGCCGAUUAUAGACCAAUUUUCGACGGGCCGCUACAGUCUGGUGUAUCGGGGCGUUAAAGAAGUCGGCAGUUGGCCCGCUCAACAAUUUGAAAUUGUUCAAAAUUAAAAAUUACGGGGGAGAGAGAGAGAGAGACGGUAAGUCUUAUUUUUUCAAAUAUUAUUAUUAAUUGGUCGCAAUGAAUUUUACGCGAACUAUUGAGGACGCUCAAAAUUUAAUUUUGGCUUUUCGUCAAGUGAACAAAUACGUGUUCGAUAAUUUAACGGAAGAAGAUAAAAAUGUUUGGUUGGGACGUUUACGCAGAAACAUCAUUCGGUGCAACAAGAUUGUUCGUACUAGUCCAAAAAAAAAUAUAUCCAUGGGGUUACAAAGAAAAAUACAGACAACAAUUCAACAUCUUAAGACUAUUAAACAAAUGAUUUUGAAUCAUCGCCACCAUUUUGGAAUGGGGUUGCAAAACAACAGUCCUGCAAAUAUAAAACAAAGGGUUUUGUGGGAGCAGAUCGUGUCUUGUUUCCAGGGAAGAGUUUUAACGGGUGUAAUAAUCAAUUUGAAACACAAAGACGAACAACAGUUUUUAAACGACUGUCUUGUCAUAUUUAAGAAAAAAAUUUCAAAAAUUUUAAAACAAGCGUCGCCAAUGCUAAAAGUAAAUGCCACGUUUUGCGGGGAAUUUAUAAAGAGAAAAAGCGACGACCAAGACGUG